Messenger RNA from Coccinella septempunctata (seven-spotted ladybird), 2623 nucleotides. RefSeq lists its product as uncharacterized. NCBI's taxonomy places the organism in Eukaryota, Metazoa, Arthropoda, Insecta, Coleoptera, Coccinellidae. The coding region runs from base 101 to 2623 and encodes 840 amino acids. The transcript is spliced from 4 exons. The record is from RefSeq and is a predicted model, not a curated record.
UUAAUAGUAUUUGUCUUUCAACAUACAGGAUGCUCGGUAUUUUUGGAGAGAGAGAAAACAAAAAACUUGGUUUUGUAACAAACCUCUAUCCCCUGUUGGUAUGGAAACGAAAAAAGGAGGUGAAGAAAAAAAUAAUGAAAUUACGAGAAGAAUUCACGCGGAAAUGGAUAUGAUAGCGAGCAAAGAGCAGUCUGAACAAAAUCAAAAUGUAUCAUCUUCAAGUGAAGCUCAUUCUGAUUCCCCUUCUUACAAACCUUCCUGCUCAGAGAUUUCUUCUUCAUCGGAAUGCGAGACUCCUCCCGAUUAUGGUAUUGAUAUAUAUACACCACCAUCUCAAGGCAAUAUCGAUGAAGUUCAAGAAAUGUCAACACAAGGCUGCAACGAUGAAUUCCUCAUAUCAUCUACUUCCGGGACCAAUAUGAUUAGAAAUGAUUUUAAUGAAUCAAAUAAUGAUGUUGAAAAUGAUGAGAAUGGUUCAUCACCUGCCUGUGAAAUAGAAAGAAAUAUAUCAUCAACCUCGAAUGAUGCUAAUGGGGGUAACUCAAAUAAAUCGGACGUAAUCAUUACCCAUCAGCAUAUUAUAACUUCAGGAAAUUCAACUAAAAGAGGGAAAAGAUUAAAAAAUCAUUGUUAUUAUUGUGAAACGGAUGUUUCAAAUUUUGCAAGACAUGUGUACAAUAAUCACUCGACGGAAUUGGAAGUUAUAGAAAUACAAGCAAGCGAGGGUUCCGAAAGGAGACGUUUAUUAGCCAAAUUAAGGAAUAAAGGUAACUUUCUCAAGGGAGCAAACAAUUGUCCGAAAAGAGUUCGCAAGUCGAUAUACCCAAGUGCUGGAGUAUUACCUUGUGAUAAUUGUCUUGGGUUUUUCUCUACGAAAUUAUUAUAUAGACAUAGAAAAAAAUGUAGUGGACGAGGUGCCAGAGCUCAGAGUGAUGGCCAAAGCAAAUUAGUUAAUAUCAGAGUCGAUGAAAAAUUGAGGAAGGAGGUAUUUCCACGUAUGCGAGCAGACAAAAUUUCCUUGGAAGCGAAAUCUGAUAAGCUGAUUUGUUCAUUUGGUGCUCGAUAUUUGAGGAUCCAUAGAGAUCAACACUUUGCGGUGGUAACUUCACGAAAAAUGCGAGAGUUAUCUAAAAUACUCAUCGAGUUGAAAAAAAUGGAACCAGGAAUUAAAUCGCUUUUUCAAGCACUUAGGCCUGAGCAUUUUGAUUUAUUCGUAAAAGCUGCACAAAUAAUAUCCAGAUACGAUCCAGAAACAGAAGAAUAUGGUGCGCCAUCACUUGCCAUGAAUAUCGUAAAUUCAUUAAAGCAAUGCUGCGAUAUAGCAAUAAAUUUCGUACUGAAAAGAAACCCAAUAAUCGGAACGGUUCCAGCAGCUGAAGCGGAGGCUCAGUUGAAGACUAUGAUCCAUUUAUUCGAAACAAACUGGAGAUAUCAGAUUUCCAGCCAAGCUGCGAAUAAUUUGAAUCUGAAUAAAUGGAAUAAAAUUAGUAUCGUGCCAUUGGCUAGUGAUUUGAGGAUAAUGAAAGAUUACCUAGCUCAAAGUGCCCAAAAAUCAUCCGCAAAAAUUCAAUUGAUGGAAACUGACAUAUCAGCUUACAAUGAUUUGGUAGAAAUAACAUACUGCCAAGUACUUCUACUCAAUCGUAAACGCCCUGGUGAACUUCAGAGAAUGCAGCUUCAUACAUAUUUAAACUGUGGUAAUACGCAAGGACAAUAUGAAGAGUUUCAAAAAAUUAUGUCUCCUUUAGAAAGUAUUCUCUUGUCGAAAAUGAAACGAGUAGUCACCAGGGGAAAAAGAGGUAGAGGAGUGCCAGUACUUUUCACUACCGAUGUUCAAAAGAAUCUUCAACUGCUCAUUGAUAAAAGACCGAAUAUGGUUCCUAAGGAAAACCCAUUUUUGUUUGCUAAAGCCAAAUGCAAAUCUGAAUUAAGUGGAUAUAAAGUUCUGAGUAAAUAUGCACAUACAUGUGGUGCCAAAAAUCCAAAAGCCAUCACUGCAACACGUCUAAGAAAACAUUUGGCGACGCUGAUGCAAAUUUUCAAUAUGACAGACGGUGAUAUUGAGCAACUUGCAUCCUUCAUGGGUCACACAACUGGAACGCAUAGAGGUUCGUAUCGUCUUCCCGAUGAUGUUUAUCAAACGGCCAAACUGUCUAAGCUCCUUUUGCUUAUGGAGAAAGGCGAGGCAAACCAAUACAAGGGUAAAAGCCUCGACGAAAUAGAAAUAAAUAUGGAGGAAAACUUGUUGGACGGGCAGCACGAUAACGAAGAUGAUAUGGAAGAAAAUGAAGAAGAAGGAGAUGAAAGUAUCAUAGAGUCGAUAAAUACAGGUGAAAAAAAGGAUGAUAAUGAUAUUAACGAUUCUGUGGGCACAAGUAAUAAGAAAAAAAAAGACAGUGAGCAAGUUGUGCCGAAAAAGAAAAGAAGAAUACUGAUUCCGUGGACAGAAAAACAGAAGAAACUAACGAGGGCUUUUUUUGCGAAACACAUACGGAAUUCAACACCACCAAAGAGACAUGAAUGCGAGGAACUUAUAGAAGCAAAUCCGGGAGUUUUCAGUAACAAAACUUGGCUCAAAAUGAAAGUAUUCGUUCAAAACGAAUAUACAAAAAAAAAGACUUAG